CCCCUGUGGGGGGACCUCAUGUCCCCACGUCCCCAGAGGCAUCACCUGCAGUCCCCUGGGUCGUGCUUUGGUGGCAGUUUUCCCAUGAUGGUGCCUCUGGCUCUGAGGAAAUUGGGAUUUCCUCCUGCUGGAAGAGCCAGAGUUUGGAUCCUGGUUCUUUGGAUCUCUGGCUCUUGGCUUUGCCCUGCUCACUGCUGCCUGGGCUGGAGGGGAUGUCCCUGGUGCAGGUGUUUUGCUCCAGCUGCUCCGUGUCCAUGAAUUUUAAGUCUUUCCCUCGGGAUCAACUUCCCUGGCCCCAGGUGGAGGUUUGUGGCCAUGGGGGCUCAGCCUGUGUUGGAUCAGAGGGUGCUGCCCCUUUGCAUCCAUCCCUGGAUCCCAACCCAGCACAGCAUGUGGGAUGAGCAGCUGGGAAGAGGCAGGACCUGGUCGUGCGUGUGUGAGCCCCAGGGAGCUUCUGGAAGGAGCAAGGACGUUUAAUCCAGCUCUCAAAACCCCCAGGGAUUUCUCAAGCUCAGCUCCAUCCGUAGAUCCACUGGACACUGAGCCCCACAUCCCACCAGGAAUCCCCCCGUGGAGAGCCCAGGAGCAGGGUUGGAGCUGUGAGAGACCAUGGCCUUGUCCAACUGGUCGGGUUCCCUGUUUGAUGGGGAGAACUACAGUGACUACUUAGACUAUGCCUACGAGGAGAUGGGCAACGUGUGGACGGAGCCAUCCCACGACCCCAAGGACAUUGCCAGGAUCCUCUCAGUCAUCAUCUACAGCCUGUCCUGCAUCCUGGGCAUCCUGGGCAACGGCCUGGUCAUUGCCAUCAUCACCCUGAAGAUGAAGAAAUCCGUCAACGCCGUCUGGUUCCUCAACUUGGCCGUCGCUGACUUCCUCUUCAACAUCUUCCUCCCCAUCAACAUCGCCUACACGGCCAUGAGCUACAACUGGAUCUUUGGGACUGUCAUGUGCAAGCUCAACUCCUUCCUCCUCAUCCUCAACAUGUACACCAGUGUCCUGCUGCUCACCACCAUCAGCUUCGACCGUUACAUCUCCGUCGUGUUUCCCGUUUGGUCCCAAAACCAUCGUUCCACCAACCUGGCCUGCACGGUCUCUGGGAUCAUCUGGACCCUUGGGAUCAUCAUGAGCUGCCCCUCCCUCGUCUUCCGAGACACGGCCCGGGACAGGGACUCUGUGGUUUGUUUCAGCAACUUUUCCCUCUCCAGGAACAAGUCCCACCAGGCCCUGGCACUGGUGAGGCACCAGACAGUGAACAUCACCAGGUUCCUGGCCGGGUACAUCCUCCCCAUCACCAUCAUCACCUCCUGCUACGUCGCCAUCGUCCUCAACCUGCGCCGGAACCGCCUCGCCAAGUCCAAGAAACCCUUCAGGAUCAUUGUCACCAUCAUAGUCACCUUCUUCCUCUGCUGGAGUCCCUACCACCUCCUCAACCUGCUGGAGAUAGAGCCCCAGAUGGUCCCACGCUCCGUGUUUGAGGUCGGGAUCCCCCUCACCACAGCCCUGGCUGCCUCCAACAGCUGCAUGAACCCCGUGCUCUACGUCUUCAUGGGCCAGGACUUCAAGAAGUUCAAGGUCACCAUCUUGUCCAGAUUGGUGAAUGCCCUCAGUGAGGACACAGCUCACUCCAGCAUCGUCCACAGGAGCUUCUCCAAGAUUUCUUCCAUGACUGAGAAGGAGACCACAGUCCUCUAAACUCUAAACUGGUGGCCACCACUGGGAGCAGCAGCAGCAGAACUGGUGAUAGGUGCUCUGCUGGUGUCCUCUGCCCCCCAGCCCUGUGUUAAACCCCCCCAGCCUCGAUGGACUGGGACAUCUCUGGGCCUUCUGAGUUGCCAGGGUGGCAACUGGGCUUGGACACAAGGUCAUGGAUAUGGAAAAGUGGGAGAAAAAAGAAGGAAAGCUGAAUUUCCAGUGUCCUGCUCUGAUGGGCACCUUGCACCCCCUGGUACCUUUGGCAGAGGGGUUUUGUUGGUUGGGAUUCUGAGUCCCCAGGACUCCAAGCCAAGUGCUAGGGAGCUGGGAAGGCUUUGGGAUGAGGAUGGGAAGAAGAAACCCAGGCUGGACUUCCAGUUGCUGCCCCCCUGAGCCAAUUCUCCUGGGAUCUCAGGAGCUCCUUUUCCCACCUCCUGGCAGCUGCCCCAACACAACCCACUCAAAGUGCAUCCCUACAAACCAGAACCAGGGCAGGAUCCUCAGUACAGGUGCCACCUUCUCAGGGGGGUUCCCCUCCUCCUCUCAACCCCCCCAGGAAUCACCCCAACCCCUGGGACACCACGGGACACCAUGGGACACGUCAUCUCCCUCCCCCUCUCUGGGUUCUUUUGCAGAGGUUUUGUUGCCCCCAAGAUGUUGAGUUGUGGGGUCUUGGAGCUGUUCUGGUGUCCCUGCUGCCUCCCUCCUCCUCUUCAUUAAUGUCACCAGGAGGUUAAUGACACCACAGCCACCUCCAUGUGACAAUUGCAGUGUCCAGAGCUGGGGCCUGAGGGCCAUGGCCAAGCUUCCUCAGUGCCAUAUCCACCCCUAUAUCCAGCCCUGAGACCCCAACCCCAGCCCAGCACCCCCCUUGCACCCCACCACCCAGCUGAGCAGGAUGUCAUCAGCUCUGCAUGGGAAAUGAUGGAGAAAGGCUGUUUUUUUUUUUUUUCCAAGGGGAAUAUAAAUGUUAAUAUUAAAUAUAAGUUUAUCAACCCCACCUGGUUAAAAAAAAAACCACAUAAAUAACCCCCACCCCCUCUGUUUAGGAAUUAAAUUAAAAAAAAAAAAUGGGAAUUGCUGUGAAAUAAAGGCAAGGAGCUUCAGUAAUCCUUAAAGCCAUUGGA
Molecule: messenger RNA, 2822 nt
Organism: Calypte anna (Anna's hummingbird)
Lineage: Eukaryota; Metazoa; Chordata; Aves; Apodiformes; Trochilidae
Gene: CMKLR1
Product: chemerin chemokine-like receptor 1
Exons: 4
Coding region: 610-1695 (361 amino acids)
Biological process (GO): positive regulation of cytosolic calcium ion concentration; regulation of calcium-mediated signaling; chemotaxis
Cellular component (GO): plasma membrane
Molecular function (GO): complement receptor activity; G protein-coupled receptor activity
Source: RefSeq, a predicted model, not a curated record